ACAAACAAAACGGUCCAAAAUACUGCUCCACCAACCUUGCAGCUCAGAAACUUGCAGUACAAAACAGUCCAAAAAUUGCACAAGAAUGUACCAAGCAAAACCUGCAUCAUUAAAGCAAAACAGGAUAGAAGAACAAAGAGGAAAACUUAAUGAACAAGGAGGCUUAAUUCUUUUUUUUGAAAUUCAUCUCAGCUCUAUAUAACCAGCUGCUCAGCACACACAAAGGGAAGAAGAAAAUUACAACAAAAAAACUCUGCCAAAAGCUUCCUCCAAAUUCAUCUUCAAACCUCACCGUUCCAUCACUCACCAACUCUUAUAAUCUACAUCCUCUUCACCAUCACCUCAACACUGAGUUAUUGAUAUCACAGCCAAAAUCACCUUCACCAUAGAAAUCAACCUACAUAUGCUUAGCAUAAUCUCAUCACUGAUUCAUAAACCUGCAAAUCUUACACAGCUUCCAAACACAACGGUUCAACCUUCAUAACAAAACCAUUUUCACAAAAACGAUACAAUAUCUCAUACCUGCAAAAGCCACGUUCAUAAACCUUCAAAAAUCAUCUCACCGAGCCACCCAAAACAAACGCACCAUUCAUCACAUCACCUUCAAACUUUCCUUCGUACAUCACCUCAGAAUAGAACAACAACACAGUAGCCAUUCCGCCGUAGAAGGCUACCUCACAAACUCUUCAACGCACACAUCUCCGACCGAAGCACACAGCUGCGAGAGUUCGAGCACGCAAUAACAAAACCAUCAGUGACUCUCCCCAUACCUUCAUCUACCAUCGAUUCGACAACUCGAACAACACCAGACUCACAAACGCUCCGUUGAUUCUUUAUUGACUCCAACAAUGGAUGAUCUUAUUGAUAUUAACAUGAUGCUUGAUGGGAGUUUGGAAGAGGAGACAACGGACAGAGGAAAUUUAGAGAUUGGCGAGAUGAUUGAUUUGGACCUUCCAGUUACACUUCCAAAUGACAACACUACUCAAAAUACAACUACUACUCAAAAUACUUCUACCACACAAAAUACAACUACUGCUGAUGAUGGUGCAACCCCUCUAGUUGACCCAUAUCAGAGUUCUCAAAGUCAUAGAAAUGCAUUUGGUAAAGCUCCUCAUCCUAAGAAGUCUGCUAUUCAUACUGAAAUGGUUCUUAUAGAAAUGCCCGAUGGUACCAAGAAGUGGAAAUUCAAAUGGUGUGGUAAGCUUUACACUUAUGAUGUGAAAUGGAAAAGUACUUCUAAUGGUAAGAAACAUUUAGAAAACUGCAUUCAGAGAAAGUUGAGGCUGAAAGGUAAUACUGACAAACAUGUUGCACAAUCUAGGUGUUGAUAAUACUCCUAGUUUAGCAACUUGGACAUAUAAUCAUGUUAGGGUUAGAGAGGUUGCAACUCAUAUGAUUCUAGGUCAUGAAUUUCCUUUUUCUGCUAUGGAAGGUGUUAUCUUUAAUGAGUUUCUUAGAGAAAUUUAUCCAUGGUACAAAAAGAUUACUAGACAAUAGGUUAAGUUUGAUUGUGAGAGAUUUUAUGAGGCUGAGAGAGCUAAGAUGAAAAAGUUUAUGUCUUUGAUUAACAGGAUCAGUCUUACAACUGACUUGUGGUGGUCUAGUGAGCAGAGGAUAGGUUAUAUGACUGUGACUGGUCAUUUAAUUGAUUCAAAAUGGCAGCUUCACAAAAGAGUUUUAUCUUUUAAGAAUGUGCCACCACCACAUUCAGGUGAGGUUUUGUGUAGAGAAUUUAUUAAUGUCGUGGAUGACUGGGGCAUAAGGGAUAAGGUUGUUUCAAUUUCAGUUGAUAAUGCUAGUGCCAAUGAUAAUUGUAUUGUUAAGUCGAAGAGAGAUUAUUCUGGUAGGAGAAAUCUACCAUUGAAUGGUAAACUGUUUCAUGUGAGAUGUUGUGCACACAUCCUAAAUUUGUUGGUUCAGGAUGGUUUUGAUAUGAUUAAGUUGACUGUUGAUAAGAUUAGGAAUGGGAUCAAAUACUUGCUGAAUUCUGAAACUAGAUGCAAAGUCUUCAAAAAAUUUGUUGAUGAGUUGCAACUUGAAGGCAGAAUGCAAGUGUUGGAUACUAAGACUAGGUGGAACUCAACUUGGUUGAUGUUGUCCACUGCAUACUGUUGCACCCCAAAA
Messenger RNA from Vicia villosa (hairy vetch), 2124 nucleotides. RefSeq lists its product as uncharacterized. The record is from RefSeq and is a predicted model, not a curated record. The transcript has 2 exons. Lineage: Eukaryota; Viridiplantae; Streptophyta; Magnoliopsida; Fabales; Fabaceae. The coding region runs from base 849 to 1328 and encodes 159 amino acids.